This is a messenger RNA of Chelonia mydas (Green sea turtle), 977 nucleotides long. It is a transcript of the gene TNNC2, whose product is annotated as troponin C2, fast skeletal type. Gene Ontology annotation, molecular function: calcium ion binding; enzyme regulator activity. NCBI's taxonomy places the organism in Eukaryota, Metazoa, Chordata, Testudines, Cheloniidae. The coding region runs from base 196 to 633 and encodes 145 amino acids. Gene Ontology annotation, cellular component: myosin II complex. The transcript has 6 exons. The record is from RefSeq and is a predicted model, not a curated record.
AUCCCAUGUAACACGCUCACGUCUGCCUUUUCCUGGCACACGCCCGGCACCCAGGCCAUGGGAUGCCCAUGGACCACGGUGGGCAGUGGCCUGGGUGGCAGGGCUCUGGGACGUGCGGCUGAGUCCAGAAUUGCAUGGCUCUGAGCUCAGACGACGGACCAGCAGGCGGAAGCGCGGUCCUUCCUCAGCGAGGAAAUGAUUGCGGAGUUCAAGGCCGCCUUCGACAUGUUUGACGCGGAUGGCGGCGGGGACAUCAGCACCAAGGAGCUGGGCACCGUCAUGCGCAUGCUGGGGCAGACUCCCACCAAGGAGGAGCUGGAUGCCAUCAUUGAGGAGGUGGAUGAAGAUGGCAGCGGCACCAUCGACUUCGAAGAGUUCCUGGUCAUGAUGGUGCGCCAGAUGAAGGAGGAUGCCAAGGGCAAGUCGGAGGAGGAGCUGGCAGAGUGCUUCCGCGUCUUCGACAGGAACACGGACGGGUACAUCGAUGCCGAGGAGCUGGCCGAGAUCUUCCGAUCCUCUGGCGAGUCCGUGACUGAGGAGGAGAUUGAGGAGCUCAUGAAAGAUGGGGACAAAAACAAUGACGGACGCAUCGACUUUGAUGAGUUCCUGAAGAUGAUGGAAGGUGUGCAGUAAAGGAUGGACAUUCCUGCGAGCCAGACCCUGCUUCCAGCCCUGCUCCAUCACCGCACAGCAAAGCCAAGCCCACUCUGGGAGCAGCCUCCAGCCAGAGCACCUGGUCUCCCCUGCCCCGCGAAGCGCUCGCUUUGUACAGUUCACUGCUCCCCGAGACCAGCUCCCUUGUGGCCGUGCCCCGGGGCUGGUGGGCUGUGGACUCACCUCUCACAUGGCUGGAAAGAGCCUUUCCCCCAUCUGUAAACGCUGUGUAUAGUACUGAAGCCUCAUUAAAAGGGUCAAAGGUUUGAACCUGCUGGAGCCUGGAUUCUAGCUGGUUCUGAUAUGGGGAGUGGAGUGGGCAG